AUGAGUCUGCUACGAGGUGCCAACGGCAGCGCCAGCGCCGAGCACGUCGCCACGCACCACCACCACCACCACCACCACGAUGGUGACGAGACGACGCCUCUCCUCGCCACCACCAGCCUGCUCUCCGGCGUCGCCAUCGAGGACGACCCCGAAGCCGGCUGCCACGGCGGCGGCGACGACGACGACCGCCGCCCCGCUCCCCAGGAGAAGCCGCUGCCCGCGCUGCAGAUCGCGCUGCUCUGCUACGCGCGCAUCAUGGAGCCCAUCGCCUUCUUCGCCAUCGUCCCCUACAUCGCCGCCAUGGUCUCCCGCGCCGGCCGCCUGCCCGCCUCCGACGUCGGCUUCUACAGCGGCCUCAUCGAGAGCCUCUUCUCCGCCGUGCAGGUCUGCGUCCUCAUCGCCUGGGGCCGCCUCGCCGACCGCCUCGGCCGGCGACCCGUGCUCCUCGCCAGCCUCGCCGGCAUGGCCGUCGGUCCCGCGCUAUUUGGCCUCGCGACGAGCAUCCCCCAGAUGAUCCUGUUCAGGUGCGUUGCGGGCGUCUUCUCCGGCUCGACGCUGAUCAUCCGCACGAUGAUCGCGGACCACUGCGCGGGCGGCGGGCACGGGCCGAGGGCGUUUAGCUGGUUCGCGUUCGCGGGCAACGUGGGGAUCCUGAUCGGGCCGAUCAUCGGCGGGUUGCUGGCGGAUCCGGCGGAGCAGUAUCCGGGGUGGUUCGGCGGGAGCACGUUUUUGAGGCGGUUUCCGUAUGCGGCGCCGGGGUUCGCCGUGUCGGCGAUCGCGGUGACGGGCGUGGUGGCGUGCUUCUUCUUCCUGGAGGAGACGCUGGACAAGACGACCGCGCACGCGACGACCGGCCCGCAAAAGUCGUUGGCGGGGAGGAUUACGAUCUGGCGGCUGCUCAAGACGUCGGGCGUCCCGACGGUGCUGCUCGUCAACGGAUCCGUCAUGAUCAUGGCGUUCGCCUUCACCGCGCUCCUCCCCGUCGUGCUGUACACGCCCAUCGCCAUCGGCGGCCUCGGGCUGUCCGCCUUUCAAAUCUCCAUGUACAUGGCCCUGCAGGGCCUCUCCCAGGCCGCCUGGCUCCUCCUCGCCUUCCCCCCGCUGCACCGCCGCCUCGGCAACCGCCGCCUGCUCCUCGCCUGCGCCGUCGCCUACCCCUUCUUCUUCCUGAGCUACAUCAUCCUCAACGAGCUGCUGCGCGCGCGGGCGACGGGCUGGGCCUGGGGGGUGGGACCGCUGGCGGCGGCGGUCGGGCCGGGCGUCUCGAUGGCGUUUACGGGCGUGCAGCUGGCGCUCAACGACGCGUCGCCGGACCCGCGCGUGAUGGGCACGCUCAACGGCAUCGCGCUGACGGUGGCGAGCGCGCUGCGGUCGUUCGUGCCGGCGCUGACGACGGUGCUGUACGCGGUGGGCGUCAGGGAGCAGGUGCUGCGCGGGCAUCUGGCCUGGGCGGUGCUCAUCCCUGUGUCGGCGCUGAUGCUGGUGGCAAUCCCGAAGCUGCCAGACGACAGGCCGGCGACGACGACGGUUGCUUCGGCGGCUUCCGACGAGGAAUCCAACCCGUGA
Messenger RNA from Cordyceps fumosorosea ARSEF 2679, 1566 nucleotides. RefSeq names its product Major facilitator superfamily transporter. Gene Ontology annotation, molecular function: transmembrane transporter activity. The coding region runs from base 1 to 1566 and encodes 521 amino acids. Gene Ontology annotation, biological process: transmembrane transport. The transcript has a single exon. The record is from RefSeq and is a predicted model, not a curated record. NCBI's taxonomy places the organism in Eukaryota, Fungi, Ascomycota, Sordariomycetes, Hypocreales, Cordycipitaceae.